Tauraco erythrolophus (red-crested turaco) is the source of this 516-nucleotide messenger RNA. Lineage: Eukaryota; Metazoa; Chordata; Aves; Musophagiformes; Musophagidae. The record is from RefSeq and is a predicted model, not a curated record.
AUGGAGUUCCUUUCAUCCUUCAAAGUGAUGUUACUUAUUUCGCGGUGUAAUCGCCUGUGUGAGCUUGCUUUUGAGCUGUUCAUUGCUAAACCAUGUGCCUUAGGCCUUAAAGUCCAAGCCAACGGACCACAGAAAGCUCAACCUAAUGCUAUCUUGGAAAAAGUUUUCACAGCUAUUACAAAGCAUCCAGAUGAGAAGAGACUGGAGGGCCUCUCCAAGCAGCUGGACUGGGAUGUACGCAGCAUUCAACGUUGGUUUCGACAAAGACGCAACCAGGAAAAGCCCAGCACUCUUACGAAGUUCUGUGAGAGCAUGUGGAGAUUUACAUUUUACCUUUAUAUAUUUACCUAUGGAGUACGGUUCCUGAAAAAGACACCCUGGCUCUGGAAUACCAGACAGUGCUGGAAUGGUUAUCCAUAUCAGCCACUGAUGCCUGACCUUCAUUAUUACUACAUAGUUGAAUUGUCAUUCUACUGGUCCUUAAUGUUUUCUCAAUUCAUUGACAUCAAAAGAAAG